UCAGGGCGACUAAUUCACUCACAUGGCAUGCAAGAGGUCGGUCAACCACCACCACCACAGACAGACGAUACAAUACAUGGAUCAUCCACGAGGAGUGGCGAUCGUGAGGUACAAGCCAUCAUCCAUCAGACCGAUCCACACACCAGACCUAACACACACAACGGAGCACCUACGAUGCGUAUCAGUGCCACACACUCUCCCCUCCGCAGGUCGCCUGCCUCACCGUUUUUGGAUGUCUCAUUGCGCGAGUCCCCACACCUCAAUCUCGCUCGCGGUGAAGAAGAAGUCGCCCGCCAAAGUGCCCUUGCCGCCCGCAACCACCCGCCCUUGGUAGCCCACUUGCAAGUGGUCCUUGCUGACGCACAUGGCGCAGCUACUGAGGUCGGCUGCCGGGCCGGGGUCCGCAUACCCCAGCCACAGCACGGCUGUAUCCCGCACAUCAAUGGCCAGCUUACCGACUGGCUCCCCAUCCUUGCUCGUCACCGCUCCCUGCCGCCCAGCGACUAUCACACCCCGCCUCCGCUCGACCGGCAUGUUGAGCUUCGUGGGUGCGUCAUAUGCCCCGCUGAUGCUGUAGUAGGUCACGGGGCACGAAGUGGCCUUCUCCUGUGUGGGGUCGGCGGGCUGUGCCAGGGGGCCGGCCACGAAGGCUGCGAAUCGGUGUGUGUCGCUGUGCUGCACGAGGAACAGCAGACCGCUGGCGUCGCCGACACAGUCGAGGAGACUGCCGUAGCCAAAACCGUCGCGGCUCGACCUGUCGUAAACAAAACAUCCAUAGCAGCGUAGCAGAGACAUUCACACGUGCCUUCCUGUGCCUCCUCACUUGUAGAGGAGAGAUGGCGUCUUGCCCGUCCGCCCCGUGAACUCCACUACCGACGCCAGCUGGUCCUCCGAUGUGAUGAUGAGGCCGCCACCCGCGCCCCAUCGGUAGAAGGGCUGGUCCUUGAGGCCGUACUGACACACACAAUAUCGACACAGGCCAGAUAACACCCACCCACCCGAAAAGCACCCACCCAAACUCACCAUCUGCAAGUCCUCUACAAACAGCUCCCUCUCGCCGUCCUCCACUGCGGGCGGGCCGACCCUCUGGCCGGCGGCCAUGACAGCCUGGCGCCUCGCAAAAUCCACAAUACACUGCAGGUGCUCGGCGGACGUCUGACGCACACUGCGAUCGAUCCAAUACGUCCUGCAGCAAUAACACAGAGGAGCACACCCUGGCCACGCCCGUUGUCGUGCCUUCCCCCUGUUUCGAUGCUUACGGUGAGAAUCUACUGUAUAGUGUGUUGUUGGGGCCGAGAGGCGACAGUGUGCGGCGCAUGACCGACACCCUGUCCCCGUGGAUGGUGACGCUGAGCACCUCGUCCUCCUCGCUAUCGUCCGUCUUCAUGAACGGCUCCAUCGCACGCAGGAACGCCGCCAUGCGCUCCUUCUCCGCCUUGAGGGCCUCGUACACACGCUCGUACGCACGACGGCUCUCGUCAAACGCCUUGAACAGGUCCGCAACAUCCCCCUGCCCCUGCCCCUCCCCUUCUCCCAUCUGCACAUCGCCACCGCCACCGCCGUUGCUGUCGUCAUCACUGCUGCUGCCGACCUCGCGCGUGAAGAGGGCGUGGUACUCGGCAUACGAUGGGUCGUCGGCCUUGAUGCCCGUCAGCUCGACGGUCUCCUUGCGGCCCCGCUCGACGAAGGUGAGUUCGUUAAGGAGCCAGCGGAAGUAUGCCGGGCAGCUCUCGAGGUAUGGGAGCUUCUCUGCGUCGCGGGGCAGGGCGGCGUCGAAGCGCAGCAGCAGUACAGACAGGUACUUGCGCACUAUCGACGGACGCAUCAGUGCCGCACGGGACACCUCGAAGACGGUGCCACCGACGUUGAGAAUGAGUGUGCCGCUGGUGUGCUGAGGCUCGGAAGUGCCGCCCUUCUCGCUAAUCAUCUGCUGCAUUUCCUCUGCUAUCGCCUUGAUCUUGCCCUCUGCUGCCGUCCGCGCCGCCAGAGCCCCUCGCACACUGUCCUCAAGUGCCGAUUGCGCAUUGCAGACCAGCUGGUUGGCUUCG
Molecule: messenger RNA, 2048 nt
Organism: Vitrella brassicaformis
Lineage: Eukaryota; Vitrellaceae
Source: the annotation of a GenBank genome assembly